AUGCCGCUUGUCACCAAUCCCGCCUGGGCACCGGCGGAGCCGCAUAGUGCCCUGCUGGUCGAACGUUCCCAGUUUAUCGGAUUACUAUUAGCAUGGGGCGCCUGGGGCAUCCUUGUCGCUGUAACAAUACACUGUGUGAGGGUCCUCUGGCGCAAUGUGCGCCAGGGAAAGAGGCGGCACAUCUACUUGCUCGUCUACGUCUUGCUAGUCAUCUCCCUCGCAACGGCUGGUCUUUUCCUUGCAACGAAAUGGACGCAGACUUGGUUAAUUGAUCAAAGAAACUACCCCGGAGGCCCUGUGGCGUACUAUGAGAAGUUCAACGCCAAUCCCAUCACCACGGGCGAGCGCGUCUGUGACUUCAUGGUCAAUUGGCUGGCGGACGGACUCCUGACAUAUCGUGUCUAUGUCAUCUACGAGGGACGGCUGCUUUUCGUGGCCCUCCCCAUUCUAACAUUCCUGGCUUCGUUCUCCCUGUCAAUCAUCGAGCUCUAUCUCGUCUCACGCCCAGGCUCUUCCAUCUUGCUAGCUAAUAGCGUCAAGUUCGGCCUCGCAUACUGGUCUCUAUCAGUUGCCGUGAACGUCAUCGUCACAAUCCUUAUUGUCCUGCGUCUGUUCGCUGCACGGCGUACCCUCGCAAAAGCCAUGGGGACUGCUGGGCGUGACUCUGGUGAACUCUAUACCAACGUAUCCGCCAUUCUUGUCGAGAGCGCGGCGAUAUACACGAUACCUGCGAUCAUCUUCCUCGUCGGCUAUGGAGUGGGAGACGUCUUGAAUGCAUCUGUAGAUGCAGUCGAAGUCAUACAGGGCAUCGCACCGCUUCUCAUCAUUCUGCGCGUCGCCAAUGGCAGUGCAUAUUCAGCCACCACCAUCUCCGACCUGACCGACAGCUCGGGCGAUCUGGAUAAACGCACACAUCGCAUGGCUAGCCUGCGGUUUGCCUCGCACGUACAGUCAUCGACAGGACACAGUGAACAGACCGAAGACUUGACAUCGAAAGAUGAACGACUUGCAGUCCCAGUCAUCCUGAUGGAUAGCGACGACAAGGGCGCACGAUCCUCAGUACAAUCCAUCUCGCCCUACCCUACUACGCAUAGGGACUCCGAUGCUACCGCACUGAAAAAUGGUCGGCAUCUGAGCACCUCUCCAUCUACGACUGGCCUGCGUAUCGGACACAACAGAACAGUGUCCCCCGUGGAACGGCACGAGCGAAUUGCCGCAUACGUAUCGGCCUGGCGCGGUCUUGAAUGGCGCCGAACGCUUCGCAUACCUUUCCCUCCGGCCGAUGCGACACAAAUUCACGCAACACGUCUGCCGAGUCCUCUGCGCGGCGUUGCGCGCCAAAACAUCACCCGCCACUUGCCGAGUGAAGUCAGAGCGUGGGCACUGGACACAGCCCAGGAUUUGUUACUAUUCAUCGAGCAAAACGAAGAUGGACCGCCGUACCCAGUGCACUGUAUCUCAACUAAGACAGGAAGAAGGCAUCCCAGAGCGGCUCGCUUGCCUUCGCUGCAUGAAGAAGAGGAUCCUUGGCUUGCUUCGAAUGAAGACGUUGUCCGGAUUCACGGCCUCCUCGCUGGCGUCGUUCAUGCCGGAUGCCUAAGAGUAUAUGAGUGGCGCACAGGAAACUUGCUACUAGAGGUUCCUUGCCUAGACGACUUCACAUUUCUCGAUAGCUCCCAUGUGCUGUUGACCCAGUACGAUCCUGAUACCCUAUUGCCGUCAAUAAUUUUAUACCCGCUAUCGCAUGAUCAACCUGAUCCCUACUCGCCUGCAUACCGCUUCAAUCUCCCGAGGCUGCGUUCCGCUUUGGAUGGCGCUGAAGUCUUCGUACGGCUUGCUGCUGAUAGCCCUCCACCGACCUCUCGCUUCGGGGCAUUCUAUGCAGACCCUUCGCCAAAUCAUCGCGCCUUAUUCAUACGGCUGGAAGUCUUCACGCUCUCAGAUCCCAACAAUAGCGACGACCAUGCGAGCACUUUGUGUGUGCCAUUGGGCUUCUUCAUGCGCGUCAUUGAGGGAACUUGGAACUCCCUGAAUGUGCUGCAAAGGGACGAGCACGGCACCGCUGUGAUUCAAUGGCAUAUUUGGGGCCCACCGACAUGCGGCUUGAUCCCGCCCACUGCAGGCGCACCUUCUGAACCCGGCGUGUUCGGCUGUCGCGCCGCGAGAGUCAUCCCCGGAUCGAACCUCCGCAUAUCGAUUCCUUUCGCACAAACGACCUCGCCGAUCGACGUUACUGCCGUCGAAGACGAGCUGGCCAGAUUCACCCCUGAUCCGAGCGACGUAUUCCUCGAGGUCUUCGAUUUCCAUCCGGGACGCGUGGCACUUGCGCGAGCAACGCUCGUGAGAUCUCAAUCUGCCCUCAACAAUGCUCGAAGGGACGAGAUUGCAGCUGGAGCUGACGUCCGCGCGGACGACGUACUGUCUGCGAUGGACCUGGACGUUGGCACAUGGUCAAUACAGAAGUCGGGACAUCUCGACACGCGUAUAUGGGACGUGUCGCCAUUCAACUCACAGACGAUUGAAACCGACAUUGGAGCAGCGUCACAACUUCAACUGCCAUACAUCCUCACUCGUCGACGCGUCCCUACCCAGUAUGUUCUUGGGGAGAAUGGCGGCAAAGCGAUUCUAACGGAGGAUGCCGUAUUGUACGUCCCCGUGCGCGACUUCGUGACGGGUGAACCGGAGGAAUAUGUAGCCUUCGUCUUCUAA
Peniophora sp. CBMAI 1063 is the source of this 2709-nucleotide messenger RNA. The record is from the annotation of a GenBank genome assembly. NCBI's taxonomy places the organism in Eukaryota, Fungi, Basidiomycota, Agaricomycetes, Russulales, Peniophoraceae.